This is a messenger RNA of Porites lobata, 1932 nucleotides long. The record is from the annotation of a GenBank genome assembly. NCBI's taxonomy places the organism in Eukaryota, Metazoa, Cnidaria, Anthozoa, Scleractinia, Poritidae.
UGCAGCAGUUGGUACUAUAACCCACUGAAUCAAAAAUGCUGUUAUGGAAGUGUUAUCUCCAAGAGUUCCAAAUGCAUUCGUUUGAGCUGCGGUAGUUGGUUCUAUAGUCCGAAGACUCAAAAAUGCUGUUACGGAGUUGUCAUCGACAGGAGCGCCAAAUGCAUUCAGCCUAAAUGUGGACAUUUGUACUACAGCCCACUGACCAAAAAAUGCUGUUACGGAACUGUCAUCGACAAAAGUGCCAGUUGCGUUCAGCCUAAAUGUGGCGACUUCUAUUACAACCCGCUGAAACAAAAAUGCUGUUAUGGAAGCGUCAUCUUCAAGAGUGCCAAAUGCUUCCGUCUGAGAUGCGGCAGUUGGUACUAUAAACCACUGACCCAAAAAUGCUGUUACGGAUCUGUCGUCCCCAAAGGAGCCAAAUGCGUUCGUCUAAGAUGCGGUAGCUGGUACUACAACCCACUUUCCCAAAAAUGCUGUUACGGAGCUAUCACCUUCAAGAGUGCCAAAUGCGUCCGUCGGACAUGCGGCAGUUGGUACUACAACCCAGUGUCUCAAAAAUGCUGUUUCGGAGCUGUCGUGUACAAGAGUUCCAAAUGCGUUCUGCCGAAAUGUGGCCGUGUGUACUACAACCCACGGACCUACAAAUGCUGUUACGGAGCUGCUAUCCUUAAAAGUGCCAAAUGCAUUCUACCUUCAUGUGGCCAUUAUUACUACAACCCACUGACUCAGAAAUGCUGUUACGGAAAAGUCAUCCAGAAGAGUGCCAAAUGCGCUCGUCUAAGUUGCGGCAGCUGGCACUAUAAUCCGCAAACACACCAAUGCUGUCACGGAACUGUCACCUACAAGAAAACCAAGUGUGUUCGUCUCAAAUGCGGCAGUUGGUACUAUAAUCCACAAACUCACAAAUGCUGUCAUGGAAGUCUCAUCUACAAGAAAACCAAGUGCGUUCGUCAGCAAUGUGGCAGCUGGUACUAUAAUCCACUGACCGACAAAUGCUGUUACGGUAGUGUCUUCUUCAAGGGUGCAAAAUGCGUUCGUCUGAGAUGCGGUAGUUGGUUCUACAACCCACUGACCCACAAAUGCUGUCAUGGAAGUGUUAUCUACAAGAGUGCCAAAUGCGUUCGUAAGCAAUGUGGCCGCUACUUCUACAACCCAGUGACACACAAAUGCUGUCAUAGAAAUGUCAUCUAUAAGAGUACCAAAUGCAUUAGUCUGAAAUGUGGCCGCUACUACUACAGCCCACUGAGCCAGAAAUGCUGUUAUGAAAGAGUCAUCUACAAGAGUGCCAAAUGCAUUAGUUUGAAAUGUGGCCGCUACUACUACAGCCCACGGAGACACAAAUGCUGUUAUGGAAAAGUCAUCCUUAAGAGUGCCAAAUGCAUUAGUCUGAAAUGUGGCCGCUACUACUACAGCCCACGGAGCCAGAAAUGCUGUUAUGGAAAAGUCAUCCUUAAGAGUGCCAAAUGCAUUAGUCUGAAAUGUGGCCUUUCUUACUACAGCCCACUGAGGCAGCCAUCCUUAAGAAAAUGCUGUUGAGAUGGAAAAACCCACUGAGCCAGAAAUCAUCAUCCUUAAGAGUGCCAAAUGCCUUCGUCUGAGAUUAUUCGUCUGAAAUGUUAUGGAAAAGUCAUCCUUAAGAGUGCCAAAUGCAUUAGUCUGAAAUGUGGCCUUUCUUACUACACCCCACUGAGCCAGAAAUGCUGUUAUGGAAAAGUCAUCCUUAAGAGUGCCAAAUGCAUUAGUCUGAAAUGUGGCCUUUCUUACUACACCCCACUGAGCCAGAAAUGCUGUUAUGGAAAAGUCAUCCUUAAGAGUGCCAAAUGCCUUCGUCUGAGAUGUGGUUAUUCGUACUACAACCCACUGACGCAGAAGUGUUGCUACUACCCUACACGUGUUGUCUCCAAGUCUGCCUCAUGUAGCUACGGUCGCUGA